AUGGCGGGCAAGGGAGGAGCAGAGAGGGGAGAGAGAGGGCAGAGGAGGACGGGAUCUAUUCUCAUCCUCACCAACAGGAUAGGAACAUUCUCCGGUCACACAGGAGGCGGCAGUGCGAUGAGGGAGAAGCUAUGUGCAGCGCUGGUGCGGGAGGGAUACGAGCUGAAGAUGUUUGCCGCUGGCAAGCAUGAGAGUGCUGAUGUUGUCUUUACUGAUUACUGUCCUAUGAUGCUUCCCACUUGGAGAGCGCUCAAGUCAAUCUGGAAGCUGUUGAAGGAGAGCGACCUUGUGAUCGUCUCCGGGAGCUAUACUCCGUGCAUUCCCUUUGGUUUGUUGAUGGCAAAGAUCUUGGGGAUAAGAUCGCUCGUCAUCUUCACUACAGACAGCGACCAGGUUGUGAGAACGUACUAUCAAGGGAUUGAGAGGUUGGUUUGGUGGUACCUCUACAGCUGGACUGACAGACUCACUGCAUCGUUGGCAAGCAAGGUGUACACAAGGUCUGAAGAAUACCAGGCGAAGCUGAGAAACCUGCACGGCAUCUGCUGUGACGGAGUGAUGGUGCAGAGCGACCAGUAUGGCGCCUUUCAUGCCGAGCAGAGGGACUCUGACGAGGAGAUACGCAAGGCAAGGGACCUCCUGUCGGGCGGCAACUCCCAUCGUCCGCUGAUGAUCUAUGCGGGCCGAUGGGCAGCGGAGAAGAGGAUCGAGCUGUUGGUAGCGAACAAGCCUCGUGACUUCAUCGUUGCCAUCGUUGGUAAUGGAGAUGGAUCGGGAGCGGCAGACGCCAUACAUGCCAUGCACAACCCAGACGAGGGCGUGAUCUGCCUCCGCGAAUUCGUGUCGCAUGAUCGGCUGCGAGUCAUGUACAAGGCAGCAGAUAUCCAUGCUUCUGCCUCUGACUUCGAGAGCCUCGGGAACUCGGCCCAUGAGUCUCUGCUGUGCGGAACACCUGUCGUCUUGCAGAGAGCAGGCGGGUACAUCAGCCAGGUUGAAGGCGAGGAGCAGGGCUUCCUCGUGGAUUGGAAGGACAAGCAGGAGGUACAGGAAGCGCUCCGCAAGGCUUUGAAGCUCAAGAACAAGGUUCAUCCCCGACAGAGAAAGACCGAAGAAGGCACUGAGAUCGUUCGGAGACUGUUGGCAAAGCCCGGCCCAGCUCUCCUUCCUUGCUCCUUGUAUGGCUGGCGCGUCCUCCUCCCUUGGACCCUGAGGUUCCCAGCAUUCUUGGUGCUCACCAUGGCGUACGUGAAUCUGCCCAACUCAUGGCCACGGGCACUAGUGCAAGGUCAGGCGAAGUGA
Guillardia theta CCMP2712 is the source of this 1296-nucleotide messenger RNA. RefSeq lists its product as hypothetical. The coding region runs from base 1 to 1296 and encodes 431 amino acids. Gene Ontology annotation, molecular function: glycosyltransferase activity. Lineage: Eukaryota; Cryptophyceae; Pyrenomonadales; Geminigeraceae. The transcript is spliced from 2 exons. The record is from RefSeq and is a predicted model, not a curated record.